Messenger RNA from Melampsora larici-populina 98AG31, 1146 nucleotides. RefSeq lists its product as uncharacterized. NCBI's taxonomy places the organism in Eukaryota, Fungi, Basidiomycota, Pucciniomycetes, Pucciniales, Melampsoraceae. The transcript is spliced from 8 exons. The coding region runs from base 1 to 1146 and encodes 381 amino acids. The record is from RefSeq and is a predicted model, not a curated record.
AUGCCCGAGAAAAUUUGCAUCUUGCGUACAAAAUAUAAUCGGUUGAUUCCCGAUCUCUGUACCCUGGUUGGCUUGGAACACAACAAGAAAUACACUUACCACUAUCUGUCACAGAUUGUACCAAUUGGUAAGGGGGAAGAUGUAUCAAAAACUAAUGAAGAGCUUUGGAAGGAUGCUGAUAUGCUUACCCAAACACGUUAUGCCUACCUGCGGCGCGAGUGCCUCCGAAUCUAUCACCCAGCCAAAGUCACCUCAACAAUCUGUUCUUUCUCACUGUCUUUCUCAUAUGAUCGUGAGCAGUUUGAUUGUGGAACUGUCAUGUAUGAUGAUAUCCCAACUGCCAAACGAUCAUUUGAUUUGCCCUCUGAUGAGGUGGUUGAGGCUGAAAUUCCUUCUUUAAACUCACGCAAGUCUACGAAGAAGAGACAAGGCUACUACACCCUCAACCAAGGAGCAUCCAAAUCAGAGAGAAACAUCUGGUUAGAUGUUGAACACAAUUCACUUCUUCUCCUGCAGGCCAAAGAAUUUUGGGCAGAAAGAUUCUCAAUUCUCUCUAUGUCAGCUUUUUCCGCCAAUUCCCAAAUUGCAGCAGAGGCAUGUGUACCCUCUUUCAACUCUCCUGCCUGGGAAACAUCUUCUAAUACCAAGGUAUGGGCCUCCAGUGUUGCCACUAUGCGUGACGAUUUAACUAAUAAACCCCACGAUGAUAAGGACACCAUACCAUACGCUGUUGGAAUGUUUGCCACAGUCAACAGAGAAACUGGAAAGCUGCAUGAUUUGAUUGAGGAGCCGUGUGAUUGCAACAUUGAAGGAUCUAUCUUCUCUUUAUCAGACUAUGCAGUUGGGAUCAAUCUUGAUCACUGUAAUGGUUUCAUUGAAAUGCUAUGGAACAUUCAAGUUAAACACUAUACCCUCAAGUCAACUACCAAGAGUAAAUCAACAGGAAAAGAAAUCAUUCCAUCUAAAUCAGUCUUGACCCAGUUGGCCAAUUUGGGCAAGGCCUUCAAGCUGAAGAAGGACAAGAUGUCAAGAAAAGAGUGGGAAGCAUAUAUCAAAGGCCAUGUAAAAGGGUAUGAUCAGCAGGUAUACGUCAAACUGACAAGCUCUCAAAAUGAAAGAUGCUUAAGAGUUUAUUUAGUUUUGUAA